UGUAUGUUCACAGAGACGAGAAAUAAUGCAGAGUUUACACUGAGCAAGAUGGAUUUCAUAAAGCGCACCAAAUCAAAGGUGGGCCAUCUAAAAAAUCAGAGAGGCCAGCAGCUCUACAGACAACUGCUCAACAAUGCCACCUGCGGUCUCACCUUCUCCAAAGAUGUUAUAUUGGAGAUGGGGCUGGACAGUGUACCUUACAGUCAAGCGGACUUCAAAUGGCUUUUCAACGCAUCGGGAAAUCUGUCACCAAGGGGCAAUCUUAGGAGCACAAUGUUAAAAACAGUCAAACGUAUGCCCUCUAACCCUUCACCCCACAAUCCUGCCAAGACCAAAGGCUUCCCAGAUCCUCCCUCUCUGCUCCCCGCAUUGAAAAGCCACUGGAAGUCAGUAACCCAGCUUGCUCCAUUGACAGCCAAAGACUCCUUUACACUUCCUGGUCAUCAGGGGGGACUGCUGGAGUCCUUUAAAAGCACCGGACUACGGGGAGAGUGUCUCAAGGAAGCAUCUACAGGAGGCAGGAAGGACUGUUCAAAGACCUUCCACUGGGACGAGAUCAAGUUGAAGGAACCGAUCGACAACACAGCUCAGUGGUUCGAUGGUCAAAAGAUUUUAAAUCGGGUCCAGAAUAAAACUCAGGCACAGCUGAGGGGUCAGUAUGGUUCAGCCAGUGACACGGAUGUGGUCAGUGAGAAGGAUUUGUUCGGAGACGAAGACCUCCCCAAGCAAACUGAAAAUAAGCAUUCUCUUAGAAGCAGCAUGGCUGAGACACCUCUUCCAGUAUACUACAGGGUUCAAGGCUACUGUCUUCCCUCCGCAUGCAGCAAGUCUGGGGCUUUGAACCAGACUGCCAACACUGUAGCAGUCAAGCACAUUGAAACCCAUCAACCUCCCCGUCUUCAGGAUAGCCUCAAACCCUGUGCUGGAGGCCAUGUCUUCUUAGAGAACGAGUUUGAACAGGAGCUGUUUUCUGGAAUAGCCAAACAGGUUCAUCAGCAUGAUCCACGGAAACACGGUCGCAUAAUCAUGGACAACAAUUCAGAGUACCAAAAGAACCUUCAGGAGAUUUUCCCCGGCAGUCCAGAUAAGUGGACGAAGGCUUUACCAGCAACCGCGCACAGAAUGCGGCGGCUGGAGAAAGGUGCUCGACGGUGGGUGGACCUGCCAACCACAGCUGACUAUUCCACAGAGGUGUGUAUGAGACCUCCUGACUACAGCGGGCAGGACACAGAGUCUCCACGGCGGCAGGCCCUCUACAACCCCAUGCCUGAGCUCUCCUCGCUACGCUACGCAGUGGAGGGAUGGAGAAGCGCCUGGAAGAUGAAGAACACCUGGCAGAGUGCGACUAUUGAAGGGUUGAAGAGGGACCUCACAGACUUGCACAUACAGGUUCGCAUUUCGGCCAUUGCCACUUGUGCAUCAGGGGCAGUGAACAGGCCGAGGGAGGAGCAACAUCCUCCAGACGCAGGUCAGUAUGGCCACCUUUGGGACAUCCUGGCAGUUCCACGGGAGCUUCAGCCACUCAUCCUCCGGGCUCUGGAAGACCCUGUGAAGAGAGUUCAGAUGGCAGCAGCAGUGUGCCAGUACGCCAUGGGGACACCAGGCUCCAGAGCCCGCAAAAUCCUCCGGCGUGAACUAGAUCAAGACACUACGUGUUUAGGCGCUGACAGCUGGGUGGCGGCACAGUGCUUGGCCAUGGAGGGCGACGCCAGCAGACCGGUCAUACAGAGGCUCCUCUCCCAGCGCUUAGUCAGCGGGACUCACAGCGAUCAGGAGCAGUCAGCCUCUCUACUGGCCAGCAUCAGCAGCAAGACGACUCUAGUUCACUCCCUGCUGGCUGAGGACUUGAAUUGCGCCAACUGGAGGACAAGACUCUUGGCUUGCAAAACUAUUUCCCGGUUGAAAAAUCCUGCUAAUAAGGACCUUACAAACAAGUUGAUUCAUCUGAUGUGGAACGACUGGAGCGGUGAAGUGAGGCAGAUGGCAGCCCGGGCCCUGGGAAAACUAGGAGCAGGAAGAGCUGUGCACAACGGGCUGAGAGAUAAGCUGGAGGAAGGUACUGCCUCCUGCAGGGUGGAGUCUCUCAUCCUCGUAGGUCAGUUACAGAUCAUGACGGCCAAGCUGUUGCCUGCUUUUCUGAGAUGUUUUAAUGACAACUUUGUGGCUGUGAGGAAACAGGCCUGUGUGACUGCUGCAGCACUCAUGAUGAAGGACAGCCUGGUCUUGAACCAGUUGAUUCACCUAAUGAAGAAUGACCCGGCAUGGGAGGUUAAAGUUGCAGCAAUCAGUGCUUCAGGGACGAUAGGUUGCCUCACACCAACCCUCCAUGACCUUCUCCUCUGGGUAUUACACCAUGAGGAGGAGCCCCAGGUACGCAUCGCCGCCUGUGAAGCCCUGAAGGUCCUCAGAGUGAAAGGACUUGAGCUGCAACAUCUUCUGCAGGAGCGCUUUGUUCUGGAACCCGACCUCCAGGUCCAUAGGCACAUAGAGGGGCUCCUAAAAAACUACGGCUACAGCCUUGAAGGAGACAAGGGCAUGGUCCACAAGAUCAAAGAUCAGAUUCAGAGGCUGAGCACCAAGAGCAUCAUCACAGACAAAGUGCUGUUGAUUGAGGAGCUGGCAGACAUGUACCAGCAACAGACAAAGUACCAGGGUGAGGAGAGCCAGACAGACACUCCACCAGUCUUACAACUACUGCAGGAACGCUACAAAGGGCCCAGACAUUACCCUUCCACAAUGAGGUUGAUUUGUUCCUCUGUUUCAUCUGAGACUCAGUCUUCAGAUUGCACCCUAGAAUCAAACCCUGUCAACCAUUUCUCUUCAUCUCCUCAUCAAGAUCAUCAAAACUCUGCGUCAUGGGGCAACUGCGAAACCUCAGCACUUCAAGAAACUGAUGAAAAUAUGUAAUAGAAAUAUGGCCACAUAAAAUAAAAAAUAAAAAAUAACACAUGUAGUUAUAGGGAUUGAGAAAGGCAUCAAGAAAGUUUUGACAAAUUGACCCUUCAUUGAUGGAAAUGUACUGUGGCUGUCUACCUACAUUCUGCAUGAGUCAGUGAGGUAUUGGGCCAGUUCAGCUAGGCUUAUUAGUUCUGUAUGCUAAGCUGUCCCUCAGCAAUGUAAAAGCAUAGCAAUUAGUGCCUGGGUGUUAAAGACACAUGGGGGAAGGUGUUGUGGAACUGACCGUCCUUGUUGGUAUACUAACCCAAUUUUGUCAAUGCCAGUGAUGCUGGGUACCUAUUGGCAAAUGAAGUCAAAGUUUGAACCCAUAGUCUUCCGCCAGUUCCGCACAUUUGGACAGAAGUCUCUAGGAUCCUGGGCCAGGAUCUGGAGUAUAGAGAUGAUAUAGAUAUGUUUGGAGUAUAGAGAUGAUAUAGAUAUGUUUGGAGUAUAAAGAUGAUAUAGAGAUGUUUGGAGUAUAGAGAUGAUAUAGAGAAGUUUGGAGUAUAGAGAUGACAUAGAUAUGUUUGGAGUAUAGGGAUGAUAUAGAGAUGUUUGGAGUAUAGAGAUGAUAAUUAAGGAAGGGAUUGUAAAUGUGUAGACAUAUAGGCCUUUGUAAGAUAUGUACCAUUCUUUUUAAAAUUUCUAUCAUGAUUUAUCCAUGACUUGUUUUUAGCAAAUUCAAAAAGGUUGGCAAGUAUAUUCCUUUAUAAAUGAUUGCAUUCAUGUGUAACUGAGUGUUCUAUUCCAAUAUGUUUG
Messenger RNA from Esox lucius (northern pike), 3696 nucleotides. It is a transcript of the gene heatr4, whose product is annotated as HEAT repeat containing 4. The coding region runs from base 4 to 2907 and encodes 967 amino acids. Gene Ontology annotation, molecular function: oxidoreductase activity. The record is from RefSeq and is a predicted model, not a curated record. The transcript has 17 exons. NCBI's taxonomy places the organism in Eukaryota, Metazoa, Chordata, Actinopteri, Esociformes, Esocidae.